AUGACCGAGACUUCUGACCCACAAAAGUUAUUAUCACACCAUCGUGAACCAUCAAGGUUGUACGUACUGGGUGACCUUCCAAAGUGUGCAAAGUGUGCCAGAGUGGUACAAUUUCAUCAAGGUGUUCAAUUCUAG
This is a messenger RNA of Sclerotinia sclerotiorum 1980 UF-70, 135 nucleotides long. RefSeq lists its product with no specific name. NCBI's taxonomy places the organism in Eukaryota, Fungi, Ascomycota, Leotiomycetes, Helotiales, Sclerotiniaceae. Bases 1 to 135 code for a protein of 44 amino acids. The transcript has 2 exons. The record is from RefSeq and is a predicted model, not a curated record.